GCUAUCAAAGCACUCCAGGAUAAAUUGGCAGAAACUCGUGCGUUAGUCGAACCGCGACCCAAGUUUAGCUUCAAAACCAAGAAGAAUACGUCGGCGGUGUCCUUGGCCGACGCAGCGCAGAUGGCUGCGCAAGGACGCCGUGGGAUCCCCGGGUAUCGCUCCCCCGGGACAUCAUCUGUGGAGUCGUCGACGGCCGCGACCCCUAACUACCCCUCGACACCGCUGAAUGAACCCGACCAGCUUCAGCAGCGAAAACCUGAGAUCACCCCAACGUCUGCUCCGAUGCUUUCCGUGGAAAGCGCGUACGACCGACCGAAGCACGGGGGGCCGACCUCGGCCGGCUUUGCGGCGUCGUCCAUUGCCUCCGUGACGGUGCACGACCACCAUCGGCUUCACAUCAUGCUCCCGGCUUCUGGAUCCACAGAUACGGUGCCAGCCUCGAUCACGUCGCUGCGUCAUUGCGUCGUCGACAUGUCCAUCCCGACUGCCAACGGCAAACCCUACGCCAGUUUGACGGUCAAGGGUGUGAAGGAUAGCCUGUUGGUAUGCGGGCAGGUUGAUGGGCCGGCUCAUAUCACGGGGGUGGAAAAGAGCGUUAUUGUGGUGACGUGCCGGCAGUUCCGGAUGCACAAGUGCUCCGACGUGGAUGUGUACUUGAGUUCAUCCAGCAACCCGAUCAUUGAAGACUGCACCAAUGUGCGCUUUGCCCGGAUACCCCGGGUUUAUGCCUUGGACCAUAACCAAGCGGGUGUCGAGGACCGCUGGAACCAAGUGGAAGACUUCAAGUGGAUUAAGCCGGAGCCAAGUCCGAACUGGCGUCUAAUCCCCGACGCCGAUGCGGUGCCGGAGGAAGUGUGGGCGGAGAUAGUGCCGGGCGGCCCAGGCUGGUCCCUGGACGACAUCCUAGGCGCACUUAACCUAAACAAAUAAUUUUGAGAACCCUCUCAGUCGGCUCACUAAUCUCAGACUGGAUCAACACGAGAGGAAGGUUUGGUUUUGCUCCUUUCCGGCGUUGCGGUAGAUUUCAUGCGAAACGCGGUCCUUGCCAUGGAUUGAUUAUGCCUACACUUUUUGGACCGGCCGCUUGCGGCAGACGGGAUUCGUUGGACGGUCAGGCUAUCAACAUGAAAAGAAAAAAAAAGAGGUUGUGAAAAUUGGCUUAUGGAAAUCCAGAUUGCACAGUUGGCGCCAGGGUGAAAGCUCUUUGAUUGUAUUAGUACCAAAUGCAGACAGCAAUGCGCAACGCGAUAGGAUCCGUUCGAGUCACAUUAUCUACCUAGUAGUCUAAUAUAUGAUG
This is a messenger RNA of Aspergillus campestris IBT 28561, 1297 nucleotides long. RefSeq names its product TBCC domain-containing protein. The record is from RefSeq and is a predicted model, not a curated record. Gene Ontology annotation, biological process: tubulin complex assembly; post-chaperonin tubulin folding pathway. Bases 121 to 930 code for a protein of 269 amino acids. Gene Ontology annotation, cellular component: cytoplasm. NCBI's taxonomy places the organism in Eukaryota, Fungi, Ascomycota, Eurotiomycetes, Eurotiales, Aspergillaceae. The transcript is spliced from 2 exons.